UCGUCGCCGUCAGCCCCGCCAGUGCCACCCCCACCGCCCGAGGGCCGCGCGGGCUCAUGCAGCCCCCAAGGGAGAGGCUAGUGGUAACAGGCCGAGCUGGAUGGAUGGGUAUGGGGAGAGGGGCAGGACGUUCAGCCCUGGGAUUCUGGCCGACCCUCGCCUUCCUUCUCUGCAGCUUCCCUUCAGCCACCGUGCCGUGCAAGAUCCUCAAGUGCAACUCUGAUUUUUGGAGUGCCACGUCGGGUAGUCACUCGGAGGACGCCCCUGAGUUCUGCACCGCCCUGCGUGCCUACGCCUACUGCACAAGGCGCACGGCCCGUACCUGCCGGGGAGACCUGGCCUACCACUCAGCUGUCCAUGGCAUAGAAGACCUCAUGAGCCAACACAACUGCUCCAAGGAUGGCCCCACCUCGCAGCCACGCCUGCGCACGCUCCCGCCGGCUGGGGAUAGCCAGGAGCGGUCCGACAGCCCCGAGAUCUGCCACUAUGAGAAGAGCUUUCACAAGCACUUGGCCGCCCCCAAUUACACGCACUGUGGCCUCUUCGGAGACCCGCACCUCAGGACUUUCACAGACCGCUUCCAGACCUGCAAGGUGCAGGGCGCCUGGCCCCUCAUUGACAACAAUUACCUGAAUGUGCAGGUCACCAACACACCCGUGCUACCAGGCUCUGCCGCCACCGCCACCAGCAAGCUCACCAUCAUCUUCAAGAACUUCCAGGAGUGUGUGGACCAGAAGGUGUACCAGGCCGAGAUGGACGAGCUCCCAGCUGCUUUUGCCGACGGCUCCAAGAACGGUGGGGACAAGCAUGGAGCUAACAGCCUGAGGAUCACGGAGAAGGUGUCAGGCCAGCAUGUGGAGAUUCAGGCUAAAUACAUCGGUACCACCAUCGUGGUGCGCCAGGUGGGCCGCUACCUAACCUUCGCCAUCCGCAUGCCUGAGGAGGUGGUCACUGCCGUGGAGGACCGGGACAGCCAGGGCCUCUACCUCUGCCUGCGGGGCUGCCCCCUCAACCAGCAGAUUGACUUUCAGGCCAUUCAGGCCGCUGCCACCGAGGGCCAUGGGGCCCGCAGGCCCGCAGCCUCCAGCCCCGCACCCCUGGCCCCGGAGACCUUCCCCUACGAGACGGCGGUGGCCAAGUGCAAGGAGAAGCUACCAGUGGAGGAUCUCUAUUACCAGGCGUGCGUGUUCGACCUGCUCACCACGGGCGACGUGAACUUCACGCUGGCUGCCUACUACGCCUUGGAAGACGUUAAGAUGCUGCACUCCAACAAAGACAGACUCCAUCUGUAUGGAAGGACUCGGGAGCUGCCAGGCCAGGCGGCCGCUGCAUCACUGACCCUGGCCCCCCAGCCCCUCCUCAGUGCCCUCCUCUUUGCCCUGCCCACCGUGUUCUUGUAGGAUGUGCAGG
Chrysochloris asiatica (Cape golden mole) is the source of this 1410-nucleotide messenger RNA. It is a transcript of the gene RGMA, whose product is annotated as repulsive guidance molecule family member a. Bases 57 to 1400 code for a protein of 447 amino acids. The transcript is spliced from 4 exons. Gene Ontology annotation, biological process: BMP signaling pathway. NCBI's taxonomy places the organism in Eukaryota, Metazoa, Chordata, Mammalia, Afrosoricida, Chrysochloridae. The record is from RefSeq and is a predicted model, not a curated record. Gene Ontology annotation, molecular function: coreceptor activity. Gene Ontology annotation, cellular component: plasma membrane.